AUGUCAAAAUUUUACUUCCCAUUCGGCACAGCAAAAUGUAAAAUUUGUUUACAAUAUAGGAAAUGUUUUAACCCCAACUCAACACAAAGAAAAUUGUUAUCAUUUGACACACAGCUUUAGUACACUUUAUCGAUAAAUGAAUAAGAUGAUUGAGAUCGAAUCGGAUUUCUCGAUAUAUUUAAUUGUUGGCGAAUCGUUGAUUCGUACAUGUUAGGAAGAAGCUUGUUGAUAAACGUGUUUGGUGUUAAUUGCCGGUGUUUUGCUUUGCUUAAAAAUAAAUAAAAUUUAAUUAUGUCAGCUGCUAUGCCCAUUAAUCCAAAACCAUUUCUUAAUGGUUUAACUGGUAAAGCGGUUAUAAUAAAACUAAAAUGGGGUCACGAAUAUAAAGGAUAUUUGGUUUCCGUGGAUGGCUACAUGAAUAUGCAGCUGGCCAAUACCGAGGAACAUACCGCCGAUGGUCAAGUAACAGGAAAUUUAGGGGAAGUUCUAAUACGUUGUAACAACGUAUUAUAUAUAAAAGGUGUAGAUGAUGAGGAUGAGGAGGGUGAAAUGAGAGAUUAAAGUGAUAUAUGAAAAAAUGUGAAAAUCCCAAGAACGAAAUAAUGCAGCAGGUUUUUAGAAUUAAGCUAUGUUAUGUGCAUAUAAUUAAAGUUUGUAUUAGAAUUAUAAUAAUUAUAAUUUAAAGAUAUUAAAAAUUCCUUUAAAUAUACACUUUUAGGGAUUUUAAAAUCUUAAAAGAGUAUAUCUUGAAUUACUCAAAACCUGAAGUAAAAUUGAAAAAGGAAAAAUAAAUAAAGGAAUAAAAAAUAUAUGAAAAUGCGA
This is a messenger RNA of Bactrocera oleae (olive fruit fly), 822 nucleotides long. It is a transcript of the gene SmF, whose product is annotated as small ribonucleoprotein particle protein SmF. NCBI's taxonomy places the organism in Eukaryota, Metazoa, Arthropoda, Insecta, Diptera, Tephritidae. Gene Ontology annotation, cellular component: catalytic step 2 spliceosome; U1 snRNP; pICln-Sm protein complex. Gene Ontology annotation, molecular function: RNA binding. Gene Ontology annotation, biological process: spliceosomal snRNP assembly; mRNA splicing, via spliceosome. The record is from RefSeq and is a predicted model, not a curated record.